CUGCCUGCAAGCUGCAGACCCAGAGAGAUGGGAUUGGGCGGUCGUGGCUUCUGACACGCCCCCUGGAUGAAGCAGCAGGAAACGUUUAGGAGCGCGAGCUGGGCCAGCUGCUGUAGGGAAGCGCGGGCACGGGGAACAUUUACCCAAAAGAGAGAGUGAGAGAGAGAGAUGGCACAACGAGUGCAACAGGAUUGUGUUUACGAACGAGCAGCACGAGACGAGCACAUCCUCGGGACGAUAACAGCUCGCGCGUUCACGAUACUAGACGCGCACCAAUAAUUUCGCGCGUAUCAUUCUCAUCGCUCAUUUUAUUAUCAUCACGAUUUAUUUAUUUAUUUAACGAUUUCAGCGCGAAAUAUUCUCUGCUUUCCCAUCCGCUGGCUUCCAUCUGUUAAUGAUGUUUUUUUUUGAAGCAGAGGAGAGGAAGAGAGAGGGAUGUUAUAAUCAGACCGCUGCAGUGUCUGGCCAGUGGAGGAGAUAAGAGGCAACCACGGAAACGGAACCGAUCUGGACAGGAGACGCACACCGGGAACAUACACCCUCCGGGAUUUAUAUUCUAUUCUUCUUGAUCGGCGCGUUGAUUCUGGAAUAUCAGGAAACUAAACGCUCCACCCUUCCCUCCCUCCGUCCCUCUCUCCUUAUCGGGAAAGCCUCGACAUCGGUGCCUUCAAUCCUCCCCGUAUUCCGCUGGAGACUCCACAGCUGUAGCGGAGGACGCUGUUUACGGUCUGGCCGAGAGGUUUGGGCGCUCCGUCACCCCGGGGUGUGGCAGGCAGAGUGACCGCUGAGUGGAGGAUGGUUUGGGUGUGAAGAUGGGGAAGGACCAGGAACUACUGCAGGCAGUAAAGACGGAGGACCUGCUCACCGUUCAGAAGCUGCUGCAGAGGCCCGGGAAAGCAAAGCUCCUUGGUUCUGCUAAGAGGGUCAACGUCAACUUCCAGGAUACAGACGGGUUUGCUCCACUGCACCAUGCUGCUCUCAGUGGGAACCUGGAGCUCAUCUCUCUGCUGCUGGAAUCGCAGGCCACCGUGGACAUCAGGGACCAGAAGGGGAUGCGCCCACUGCACUACGCGGCUUGGCAGGGGAAGGCGGAGCCUAUGAAGAUGCUGCUGAAGUCUGGUUCGUCGGUCAACGGCCAAUCAGACGAGGGACAGAUCCCUCUGCACCUGUCGGCGCAGCACGGACACUACGACGUGUCUGAGAUGUUGCUUCAGCACCAGUCUAAUCCGUGUAUAGUGGACAAUGCAGGAAAGACUCCUCUCGAUCUGGCCUGUGAGUUCGGCAGGGUCGGGGUGGUUCAGCUCCUUCUCAACAGUAACAUGUGUGUGGCCCUGCUGGAACUGAAACCAGGAGAUUCUACUGACCCCAAUGGGACCUCUCCUCUUCACCUGGCGGCCAAGAACGGACACAUAGACAUCAUCAGGCUGUUGAUCCAGUCUGGAAUAGACAUCAACAGACAGACCAAGGCUGGCACGGCUCUGCAUGAGGCAGCUCUCUGUGGGAAGACUGAGGCGGUUCGCCUCCUGCUGGAUAGUGGUAUCAAUGCAGCGGUGAGGAACACCUACAGCCAGACUGCCCUGGAUAUAGUUUACCAGUUCUCUGCUUCACAGGCCAGCAGAGAGAUCAAACAGCUACUCAGAGAUGCGUCAGCAGCCCUCCAGGUCAGGGCCUUGAAGGAUUACUGCAACAACUACGACCUGACCAGCCUCAACAUCAAGGCUGGGGACGUCAUCACGGUUCUCGAGCAGCAUGUUGACGGGCGCUGGAAGGGCUGUAUCCAUGACAACCGUACAGGAAAUGACCGCGUGGGCUACUUCCCUUCUACAAUAGUGGAGGUCAUCAACAAGAGAACAGGUUUGCCGAGCACAGUCAUUAACACCCAACAGUUUCAAAAGAUACAGCUCGUUCCCACGCCGACGGUCGCCCCCGCCAUCUCAGCGGUCGUCAACGGCAACGAAACCACGUUCCAUCAGUUCCAUAUCCUGCCUCCUCCGCCUCCUCCACCUCCACAUACCCAUCAGCCACUGCUUCCACUAUUCACUUCCUUUGGCUAUAACAGGUCGCCCGUGACGACCCCGGGGGACACACCCCCCACCCCCCCAGGUUGUCGCGGCUCAGAAGCCACCCCUCACGGUUCCCCCACCCGGUCCUGCGGCCCCCAGGGCAGCUCCAGCGAGGAGAUAUGGGUGCUGCGCAAGCCUGGGCCAGGUGGAGACCGAAGUAGCGUGGGGAGCUCUGGCAGUGUGACCAGUGUGAGGUCAUCAGGGAGUGGUCAGAGUGCCGGGAGCUCCACCCACAUUCUCCACGCGCAGGCCGAGGGGGUUAAGCUCCUGGCUACAGUGCUGUCUCAGUCUGCCAAAGCCAAAGAGCACCUGCUGGAGCAGUCCAAGUCUGUAGAGCUAUCUACAGGCUCCGCCUCUGCCUCUAGACAGUCGAGCCAAUCAGGAUGCCCGCUCCAUGAAGCUCCACCCUAUGACGCCACGGCAACCUGGAAGGGGGAGGGGCAAGGCGAGGGGAAGAGCUCUGAGGCUGUUAUCCAAUGGCUGAGUGACUUUCAGCUGCAGGUCUACGCUCCAAACUUCAUCAGCGCCGGGUAUGACAUAGCCACCAUUAGCAGAAUGACCCCAGAGGAUCUCACGGCCAUCGGAGUGACCAAACCAGGCCACAGAAAGAAGAUGACAUCAGAGAUCAACAAACUCAGCAUCACUGAGUGGCUCCCUGACCAGAAACCUGCCAGCCUGGCAGAGUGGUUGUCAGCGAUAGGGCUGAGUCAGUACCAGCAGGUUCUGGUGCAGAACGGAUACGAAAACAUUGACUUCAUCACAGACAUCACCUGGGAGGACCUGCAGGAGAUAGGCAUCAUGAAGCUGGGUCACCAGAAGAAGCUGAUGCUAGCUGUGAAGCGAUUGGCUGAGAUGCAGCGUGGCUCUGAGGGGCGGAGCUCCCCCAGGAAGAAGCCUCCACCAAUCACACAGCAGCAGGAAGUGAUGUCCAUAGAGAACAGGCCCCCUGACAACGAAAUCGUCACUUCUCCCAAGUUGUGCACCUUCCAGGACAGCGAGUUGAGCCCCGAGCUGCAGACAGCGCUGAUCCAGCCUAGCCCAGAGGUCAAGGGUCAAAGGACCCGCAGCCUCAGCAAGGACCCCGAGGAGGGAGUAGGGCCAGGGGGUAGAGGAGGAGGAGGAGGAGGAGUGCCCCCUAAGAAGGAGGCUCGGACCAUGAGACAGACCAGCCAGGGGAGCCAGAGAGGCAGCGCCUCAUCCAAACCUCGCCCACCCUCCCACGCCCACUCAAUGCCGGCACCCCCUUACACUCCCCCUCACACCCCCACCAAGAAACCCCUGCACUCCUCCACCUCCGCCCCGGGCCCCUCACCGCAGGCCAAACCCAAAUCCUCCCCACAGCUAAUACAAGGAGAGAGGCCUGGUUCCCCCCGCUCUCACCCCCUGUCCAACGCACAUCGCGGGACUCACAACACCCAGACUCAGCCUGGUCCUCAGCCUGGUCCUCAGCCCCAGCCUAGUCCUCAGCCCCAGCCUGGUCCUCAGCCCCAGCCUGGUCCUCAGCCCCAGCCUGGUCCUCAGCCCCAGCACCAACCCACACCUACUCCCCAAUCUCAGCCUACAGCCCAGCCGACGGAGGAAGAGGAGAGGGAGAAGGAGAGGGAGAAAGAGAGGGGGAUUGAGAGGGAGAAAGAGAGGGGGAUUGAGAGGGAGAAAGAGAGGGGGAUUGAGAAGGAGAGCACCCUCCAGCCGCAGCCUAGCCCCCAGGUGUCUGUUCCCCUCCUGUGCCUGCCUCCGGAGGCUGAGGGGGGAGACGGGGGAGAGAUGGGUGAGGCGGGUGAGGCCCUCCUUAAGAAGCGAGCUAACAGUCUGAACCGCUACGCUGGGUCUGACGGGGAGGGGGAGGAGAGGGGGGGUGGAGGUGCAGGGGCGGGGACAGGAGUGGCCCCUCCAGGGAGGCUAGCAGGGGGCGGUACAGGUAAAUACGCCACGGUGACUCACCGGGUCAGCCGCAGCCACUCCGUACGCAACCAGGACAAGAACGUCAACCGCAGCCAAUCACAGUCCAUCGCCCUGCGACCCAAGAAGAAAGGCCCGCCCCCUCCGCCUCCCAAACGCUCCAGCUCAGCUAUCUCGAACUCCAACCUCGCCGACACACACACGCCGACACACACACACGCAGCUGACGGGCUGCUGGGCGUGCCCUACAACCCCCAGCGACGGGCCAGCGACCUGGGUGUAUCCGUGGAGACGGUCGUCGUGGAUACGGGGAGCGCGGGCAGCGUGAGGAGCAUAGCGGCCAUGUUGGAAAUGUCCUCUAUCGGGGGCGGGGCCAAGGGCAUGGCUAUACAGAGAAACUUCCUGCAGCGGGAUGCCAUUGGUCUGGACGGGGAGGUGGUGAACCGCCGUAGGACCAUCAGUGGUCCUGUUACUGAGCUGGUCGCGGCAGCUAGGAGGGACAGACCUACCCCCGUACCACUGUGUACCGCACCCCAACCCUCUCCUCUCCCUUCUACACCCCAGCUGCCUUCCUCCCCUCGCUCCCCCUCCUCCCCUCACCCCUCGUCUCCUCACCCCUCGUCUCCUCACACCCCUUCUUCCGGUAGUUCGGCCGAGAACCUUCCGUUUGCUGCUGAGAGGAAACAGACCGUGAAGAGGCAGAGAGGAGAGGGAGAGGAAGAAGGAGAAACAGAGGGUGAUGGAGACGGUCUCCAUGGAGACGGCGUGUUCUCCCUUCCCCAGGAUGAGCUGUCCCGGGUCGACGCCACGGCAACCCUGAAACGGCGUCCCCGCUGCAACAAGCCUCACCCCAACGGGUCGCGUUUCACCCUGACAGAGUCUUCCACCGUCAAGCGCCGUCCCAAGAGCAGAGACAAGGAGCCGGAGGGCUUCUCAGAGAGCGGCAUCGCAGACAUCACCGGGACCUCCAAGACAUGGGCCUCUAACACCGGGGCCGUUCACACCGGGGCCGUUCACACCGGGGCCGCUAACACCGGGGCUGUUACCGGGCCGGAGCCGGGGCCAGCCAUACCGUACGAGAACGGCACCGCCACCGUUAAACGCCGGCCGGUGUAUGAGACGGGAGAAGCGGAGCCUAGUCCGAUCCAGGCUACGCCUCCUCUCAGGGACAGCUCAGACCUGGGAGGACCAGGGGUGGUGGCGGGGGGAGAAGGGGGAGGAGCGGUGACCCCUGUGAGGAAACCCAAACCCCCCGUCUCCCCCAAACCUGUCCUGGCUCAGAUGAGGAGACACUCCUCCUCUAGAAAAGUCCCCCUGCCUGGACCUGGCACCCCCGGCAGCCCAGUUGAAGCAAAGAAGAUUCCUCCCCCAGUCUCCCCCAAACCGGCUCCUCCCCCCACAGCCCCUAAACCAACCAAACACCUCCACUCUAUAACCACACCCACCUCCCCCCCCUACUCCUCCUCCCCCAACCCCAACGCCAAACCCCCCACCCCUCCCGCCCAGAGUCCCCACACCCCACUCACCCCCCAGAGUCCCCACACCCCCCUCACACCCACCCCUCCACCUAUCAAACCCCCCCGCUCCUCCAUCGGGGGCGUGUCCGUGGACAUGGGAACAGUGGCGGCGGUCAGCGUGGUGAUGUCAGAGGCGGAGUCUGUGCAUCAGAAGCUGGAGGAGACGAGCGCGUCAUUGGCUGCUGCCUUAAAGGCUGUAGAGGACAAGAUACGAGAGGAACAAGAUUGGGUUGCAGAGGAGAAGACGACGGUCAGUAUCCUUGACGACAUCGGCAGCAUGUUUGACGACCUGGCCGACCAGCUUGACGCCAUGUUGGAGUAACCGUGACAACAGCUGGCCGUCCCCGUGACAAAGCAGCCUGCCUCAGGACUUCCUCCUUCCCUCCGCAGGCACAACGUUCCUCUCUCUCUCCAUCCUCCUCUGUCCACUAAAGGACAGAGGACCACUCCAUUACAGAGGAGAACUCUUGGUCGCUAGGCUGUCCUGUCACAGCUUAAACAAGCAGUUACAGCCUCAUGUGAUGAAUUGUAGUUAUGGUAUGUGAUGUGUACAUUGUCAGCAUGAAGAGCGUUUAUAUUUACAGAAAACAGGCUCCUCUCUGAGAGAGAGUCAUGCAUUAGUUCAGUCAUAUUAUAAAUAUAUAUAUAUAAAAUAUAUAGAUAUACGAUUUGGUCUUCUCUGUUGAAUGGUUAUGCUGUUGUCAUGUUUAUGAAUCGCUGGAAUUUUUAUGUGACCAAAAUGUAACUCUGCUCCUGAAGUGUGUGUUCUGGAAUCGUGAGUGUUCUGGAAUCGUGAGUGUUCUGGAAUCGUGAGUGUUCUGGAAUCGUCACUGUUCUAGACGGAGAGGAGGAGAUGACAGCUGGUUGGAUGUAAAAGGGCUUCGGAAUGGCAGAACUUCCUGUACAAGCCCCGCCUCCAGAGGCCAGAUUCCGAUGUUAUUCUCUCCUCCUUCCAUAACAUACCCCCCUCCCUCCCUGUUAUUAACAGAGCACAGUGUUGAGUCUGGGGUUAGGGCUCAGGUGGGGGGGGUCAAGGGUUCUAGAGGUUUAGUACCAUGUUGACCUCUACUGCACAAUAGAGAAGGUAUAGUUUAAGUUUACUUAGCGUGGUUACGGGCUGAUUGAACUGGAACGAAGGGCUCUGUUCAGUCUGGAGAGAUGAAGUGGUACAGAUGGCGGAAUAAGAGACGUCAAAAGGUAAUUUCCCCUUUGACACGACAUAUACAGCGUUUAACUUGAGUCUUUCGCUGUCGCGGCAACGUUGCCUUUAUAUUCCAGUGACAUUAAAACACUGAUACUUCCACGGUAAGGGAUCAGAGUCCUCACUUCAAGCUGAGGGGGGGGGGGGGUCUGAUGGUGGAUCAUCUCCAAUUCCUCUCUCUCUCUCUCUCUCUC
This is a messenger RNA of Oncorhynchus mykiss (rainbow trout), 6874 nucleotides long. The record is from RefSeq and is a predicted model, not a curated record. Lineage: Eukaryota; Metazoa; Chordata; Actinopteri; Salmoniformes; Salmonidae.